This is a messenger RNA of Magnolia sinica, 3477 nucleotides long. RefSeq names its product nuclear pore complex protein NUP107. Gene Ontology annotation, biological process: protein import into nucleus; mRNA export from nucleus; post-transcriptional tethering of RNA polymerase II gene DNA at nuclear periphery. The record is from RefSeq and is a predicted model, not a curated record. The transcript has 24 exons. Lineage: Eukaryota; Viridiplantae; Streptophyta; Magnoliopsida; Magnoliales; Magnoliaceae. Gene Ontology annotation, cellular component: nuclear pore outer ring; nuclear pore. Bases 522 to 3086 code for a protein of 854 amino acids. Gene Ontology annotation, molecular function: structural constituent of nuclear pore.
UAGAACUCCCCGUUCCCGCGCUCGAACCGUCACUCGUAGAAAUCCUCAAAACCCGACGGUUUUUUUAGGGUUUAAGGGUUCUCUCUCUCACUCUCUCUAUAUCAAAUCAGCAGCAAAAGCUCGAGAUGUAGGGUUCUAGGCGUUGUUUUAGGGUUUCGAAUUGCGUCACUUUGAUCGGGAGAUGGAUAGCGAGAUGGAGAGCGCUUCUCCGAGCUACUUUGAUCCUGAAGAUCUCACCACCAGAGAGCAGUUUCGUCGUUACGGGAUUGAUGCCCUUCCCUGAUCUAAUUUUACGUUUCGAGAACACAUGCCGACAUGUCUCUGAGUCGAUUAGGUAUGGGACUACUGGUAGACACCGGGUCAUAGAGGAUAAAUUGAUGAGGCAGAAAGCUCGGCUGUUGCUUGAUGAGGCAGCUUCUUGGUCACUUCUGUGGUACCUCUUUGGAAAAGGAAAUCAAUAACUUCCUGAAGACCUAAUUCUGUCUCCGGCAACUUCACAUCUUGAGGCUUGCCGGUUCGUUAUGGCAGAUCAUACAGCUCAACUAUGCCUCCGUAUUGUUCAAUGGCUAGAAGGGCUAGCAUCGGAAGCUCUUGAUUUGGAGAAAAAGGUGAGAGGAUGCCACGUUGGUUCGUAUCUCCCCAGUUCUGGUGUUUGGCAUCAUACACAGAGGUUUUUGAAGAAAGGGAAUACUGAUCCAGCUACUGUUCAACACUUGGAUUUUGAUGCUCCAACACGUGAAGUUGCUCAACUUGUCCCUGAUGACAAAAAACAGGAUGAAUCUCUUCUUGAAGAUAUCUGGGUUCUGUUAAGAGCAGGAAGAUUGGAAGAGGCAUGUGAACUUUGCCGAUCUGCUGGGCAGCCAUGGAGGGCUGCGACUCUAUGCCCAUUUGGAGGGUUGGAUCAAUUUCCUUCCAUUGAAGCUUUGCAAAAGAAUGGAAAGAAUAGAGCCUUGCAAGCCAUCGAACUAGAAAGCGGCAUUGGGCACCAAUGGCAUCUUUGGAAAUGGGCUUCUUAUUGCGCUUCAGAGAAAAUUGCGGAACAAGACGGUGGAAGAUACGAGACCGCUGUUUAUGCUGCCCAAUGUAGUAACUUGAAGCGCUUGCUUCCUAUCUGUACAGACUGGGAGUCAGCAUGCUGGGCAAUGGCAAAGUCAUGGCUUGACAUCCAGCUAGACUUAGAAUUGGCUCGGUUCCAUCCAGGUAGAUUGGAACAGUUGAAAAAUUAUGCUGAUGCCAUGGAUGGAUCUCGACAAGGAGACCAGACUUUGCAGCCUUCUGUUGGUCCAGAAGGUUGGCCAUGCCAUGUUCUUGAUCAACAACCGCGGGAUAUUUCUGCUCUGCUCCAGAAACUUCAUUCGGGCGAUGUGGUACAUGAAGCUGUUUCUCGAGCAUGCAAAGAACAGCAUCGGCAAAUUGAGAUGAACCUUAUGGUAGGAGAAAUAUCACAUCUGCUAGACCUUUUAUGGUCAUGGAUAUCACCUUCAGACGAUGAUCAAAAUGUUUUCAGGCCUCAUGGCGAUCCUCAGAUGAUCCGCUUUGGUGCACAUCUGGUGCUUGUUCUUAGAUAUCUAAUUGCUGAUGAAGUAAAGGAUGCUUUCAAGGAGAAGCUUAUGACAGUCGGUGAUCUCAUUCUUCACAUGUAUGCCAUGUUCUUGUUUUCCAAGCAGCACGAGGAGCUGGUUGGGAUUUAUGCCUCUCAACUUGCACCUCAUCUUUGCAUUGAUCUCUUUGUGCACAUGAUGGAACUAAGGCUCAAUGAUAGUGUGCAUGUCAAAUAUAAACUUUUCCUUUCUGCAAUGGAGUACUUACCGUUCUCUCCUGGGGAUGAUUCAAAAGGUUGUUUUGAAGAUAUUAUUGAUAGGGUUCUUUCAAGGUCCCGAGAAAUCAAAUCUGGUAAAUCUGAUGGGAAGUCAUCCGAUGUUGCUGAGCAGCACCGGUUACAGAGCCUUCAGAAAGCUAUGGCAAUUCAGUGGCUUUGCUUCACUCCACCAUCGACUAUCAAUGAUUCGGAGGUCAUAAAUGGCAAGCUUCUUAUGAGGGCAUUGAUGCAUGGUAACAUGUUGUUCAGGGAAUUUGCUCUGAUAUCCAUGUGGAGGGUUCCUAAAAUGCCAAUAGGAGCACACAUGUUACUUAGCUUCCUUGCCGAGCCUUUGAAACAGCCGACAGAUGCUCUUCUUUCCCUCGACGAGCAUGAUGUUUCUGAAAACCUUCAUGAGUUUAAAGAUUGGAGAGAUUAUUACUCUUGUGAUGCAACAUACCGAAACUGGCUUAAAGCAGACUUGGAGAAUGCGGAAGUUCCUCCACCUGAUCUGUCUAUAGAAGAAAGAGAGAGAGCUAGUGCCGCAGCUAGGGAAACGCUAAACUCAUCAUUGUCACUGUUGCUAAGAGAAGGAAGUCCUUGGCUGACUGCGGCUCAAAAUAAUCCAUUUGAAUCAACGGAUCUUUUGUUCAUUGAGUUACAUGCUACGGCAAUGCUCUGCCUACCCUCUGGUGAAUGCAUGUGUCCAGAUGCUACCUCAUGCACUACGUUGACUAGCGCACUCUACUCUUCAGUCAGUGAAGAAGUUGUGUUGAAACGCCAAUUAAUGGUUAGUGUCACCAUUUCUGCAAGAGACAAUUACUGUAUUGAGGUAGUACUCCGCUGCUUAGCUGAGAAAGGCGAUGGGCUCGGACUGCAUGAAAUGAAUGAUGGUGGUGUUCUAGCCACUGUCAUGGCAGCUGGCUUUAAAGGUGAGCUGCCUCGAUUUCAAGCUGGAGUUACAUUGGAGAUAUCCUGCCUGGAUGCUUGGUAUUCGGAUGCUAAUGGUUCCCUGAUGAAUCCUGCAACUUAUGUUGUGAGGGGCCUCUGUCGUAGGUGUUGUCUUCCAGAACUCGUUCUUCGAUGUCUGCAGGUUUCUGUUUCGCUUGCUGAAUCAGGUGAUUCAAUUGAGGGUCAUGAUGAAUUGAUUGAGUUAGUUGCUUCACCCGAGCCUGGGUUGAUCCAUCUGUUUAGUCAGCAUCAAUUGCAGGAAUUCUUAUCACUUGAGAGGGAAUAUUCAAUAGCAAAGAUGGAUUUGCAAGAGGAAGUCUUUGUGGAUGAUUCCUAAAGCCGGGUAUCCAAUGUGUUCAUUCGGGGAAUGCAUUGGAAUGCAUGGCCAAAUGCAGAACUGAGGAGCUUCUUGCAUGUUUGGGCGAGGAAAACACACAGCGGAACAAAAUUUGCAAUCGACGGAUGAGAUCGAAAGGCGGUCCACCCACCAUGGCCGGAGGUUUAUGCAAGUAAAAUACAACUAUGGAUUGAAGAUUAGGGGGAACAAAAAAAUCUGAUGUAGGCUAAGGGAGUGUUUUGUUGUAUCAUGAGUGGUAAUGAAAAAGACAAAUAUGCCCCCUGUUUUUGUCUCAAUAUACUAGUGAAUCCAUCUUUUAAUUUUAUUUUAAUGGGAGGCGUUGUAGGUGGGCCUACAUCCCAUGGCUACAACACAUGCUAGAAUUCCUCUA